Synchiropus splendidus (mandarinfish) is the source of this 2437-nucleotide messenger RNA. It is a transcript of the gene fshr, whose product is annotated as follicle stimulating hormone receptor. Gene Ontology annotation, cellular component: membrane. The transcript is spliced from 13 exons. Gene Ontology annotation, biological process: follicle-stimulating hormone signaling pathway; male gonad development. Lineage: Eukaryota; Metazoa; Chordata; Actinopteri; Syngnathiformes; Callionymidae. The record is from RefSeq and is a predicted model, not a curated record. Gene Ontology annotation, molecular function: follicle-stimulating hormone receptor activity; thyroid-stimulating hormone receptor activity; protein binding. Bases 94 to 2154 code for a protein of 686 amino acids.
UCCACUGACCAACACUUCCAAACCCCUCGUGCUGCUUGAAUCAGACGGCCAUCUCAAUAACUGACCUGCGUACUGGACCCGACUCUCAGUCACAUGGAACACAUGUGUAAAAUGAUUCUAGUUCUGUCAACACUGACUGUCACGAUCCUAAGCAUGAAGGCAGCCUCUGUCGCUCCAGGCUCGGACGUGGACCUCAAGCCAAGAUUGAAGACCAUUCCAGCCAAGCAAAGGACUCGCUUCUGUUACCCCCUCAAAUCCGGAGAUGAAGUGAUUCCCACCAGCAUUCCUCCAGACAUCCGCUGCCUGGAGAUAAAGCAUACGCAGAUCAGAGUGAUACCUCGUGGAGCCGUAACCAGCCUGAAGCUUCUCCAGAGACUCGACAUCACUGAAAACAUCAGACUGGAGACCAUUGAAGCAUUCGCAUUUUCUGAUCUUCCUGAACUCGUGUCCAUAACCAUCAAGAACUGCAAGCACCUUAGGCACAUUGAUCGUAAUGCAUUCAGGAACUUGGUGAAACUGAGCCAUCUAAACAUUGCCAACACCGGACUCAGAGUCUUCCCAGAUUUCUCCAAGAUCCAGUCUGAAGCUUAUGACUUUCUACUUGACAUUGAGGAGAACAGUCACAUCCACAGAGUUCCAGCCAACGCCUUCAAAGGCCUCUGUCAUCAAACGAUCGAUAUGAUACGGCUCACCAGAAAUGGCAUCAUGGGGGUGGACAGCAACGCCUUCAGCGGUGUAAAUAUGUACCAAGUGUCAUUCAAAGGAAACAAGCAGCUGACUCACAUCAGUCCAAACGCCUUUUCAGGUUCCACUCAGUUAGUUUUUCUUGACAUUUCCCACACGGCGCUCACAUCCCUGCCACACCCCAUCCUCAAAGGGCUGAAGACUCUGGUGGCUCAGUCCGCCCGGAACCUGAAGAAGCUUCCUCUUCCUCAUCUCUUCACCAAACUGCAGCAGGCACAGCUCACCUACUCCUCUCACUGCUGUGCCUUCCAAUCUUUCCAGAACAUCUUGAGGAACAGAUCCAACUCCAGCAUCCAAUGCUCUGAUCCCCUGGUUCAAGAGAUCCAUGACCUGUAUGCCGACCACUGCUCCAACACCACCUCCAUCAUCUGCAGCCCGGUACCAGAUGCCUUCAACCCCUGCGAGGACAUCAUGUCUGCCGUCCCGCUGCGUGUUCUUAUCUGGAUUGUCUCUGUGCUCACGCUGCUCGGGAACACAGCGGUUCUCCUGGUCCUGCUAGGAAGUCGCUCCAAACUCACCGUCCCCCAUUUCCUCAUGUGCCACUUGGCCUUUGCAGACCUCUGCAUGGGCAUCUACCUAGUGUUCAUCGCAACUGUGGACAUUGUGACUCGUGGCCACUAUUACAACCACGCUAUAGACUGGCAGGAUGGUCUGAGCUGCAGUGUCGCUGGAUUCUUCUCGGUGUUUGCCAGUGAACUCUCAGUGUUCACGUUGACAGCGAUCACUCUGGAGCGCUGGCACACCAUCACUCACGCACUCCGACUGGACAGGAAGCUCCGAAUAAGACAUGCCUGCAUCGGUAUGACAGCCGGUUGGAUCUUCUCCACUGUGGCUGCUCUGCUCCCUUUGGUGGGAGUCAGCAGCUAUGGGAAGGUUAGUAUCUGCCUUCCCAUGGAUGUAGAGUUCCUGGUGUCUCAAGCCUACGUUGUGAGUGUACUCCUCCUCAACAUCCUGGCCUUCAUCGUCGUGUGCGCCUGCUACCUCAGCAUCUACUACACCAUCCGAAACCCCUCCUAUGCCCCGGCUCACGGCGACACUCGCGUGGCCAAGCGCAUGGCAGUGCUCAUCUUCACAGACUUCAUCUGCAUGGCCCCCAUCUCCUUCUUCUCCGUGUCGGCGGCGCUCAAGCUCCCUCUCAUCACCGUCUCGGACGCCAAGCUCCUUCUGGUCCUCUUCUACCCCAUCAACUCCUGCUGCAACCCGUUUCUCUACGCUUUCUUCACGCGCACCUUCAGGAGGGAUUUCUUCCAACUGACGGCUCGUUUUGGUCUGUUCAAGACCAGGGCGCAGAUUUACAGAACAGAGAGCUCAUCCUGCCAGCAGCCAACAUGGACUUCCCCAAAAAGCAGUCAUGUGAUGCUCUACUCUUUAGCCAGCACCUUUAGUCAUGAUGGAAGGCGGGAAAGCUGACGGCCCAUCAGAAUUUUGAUUUGAAAUCAAAUGUUCCUCUGCUUCUAUUACUGAGUAGUUUACAGAGCUUCUGAAAUGCAGAACCUACUUCUUAGUAAUCAUUUGCGCUCAUGAAAUCUAUAAUGUUCAAAAGCUCACGUAGCGAUCGUCUCCUUUACUGGUGGAGUACGUGCAGAGAAGAGCAAGAAGAUGGGCUGGAAGCAGGGAAUGAGUCACGAUCUCCUCGUCUCUCUGUGUGAAUUUAAUUUGCGCAUGCUUAAGUCUGUUCGGUCUGUUUUCAAUA